CACGCAUGCGUAUCAAAGCCUCUUCUUUUGCCAGCGCUAAGUGACUGCUGAAAAACAAAGGCAGUGAACCACGGCGGGGAAAUAUCAUCAGUCAUCCCUAAUGGAGGAAAGAGACGCCAAACAAUCAAUAAUCUCAUCGUUUGAGAUGCGGGAGAAAACUCGUAUCACUGGUUUUGCUGUUUGUGAGUGAACAACAUUUCAGAUCUCGCAGCUGUAAGUGACUAAAUCGGGUUUUGAGAAUCCACAGGUCCCUCCUCUUUGCUUCUUUAUUUUUUUUUCUCCAUCAUCUGUAUUUCUGGAUGGAUCUGGAAUGAAUGACAGCAUCUGUGGGCGAGGAACUGUCACUCCACUGCUGUCUCGUCUCUUAUCGCGGACUUUACAGACAGUUUGACCGAUUGGAGGUAGUAAUGUUCCCCGUAGUUAAGUAAAGAAAGGAGUUUGAGAAGGAAGGCUGUGACCUGGUUCCAACACCUCUUUAUGGGUUUUGUAGCUGACAUUUAAGACACAGUUGAGUUCUGGAUUUUCUCUUGUGUUAAAGUUACCUGCCGACGAGAGGCGCUGUCCGUGGUCCUGAAGCCAUCUCAACUUCUCCAGCUAUCCCACUUCUGGCUCUGCUUCAAGACAACUUAAGAGUUUCUCCAAAAAGUAACAGAGAGAAGUUUGAUCAUCCACCAGCAGCUCCACCAAGAGCUGAAUAUGGUAACUCCAACCAGAGUUCAUCUGCACAGUUUGAUACUUUUAUUUUUUGUAGCCCAUCUGAGUCAGCAAGUAUGUGUGGAUGUCCCAUCGGAGACAGAAGCAGUCCUGGGUAAUGCCAUGAAGCUGACAUGCAUCUUCUGUAUGAGGAGGGAGGAGGUCACGGUAAAGACACGUGUGGAAUGGUACUACAAACAAGAUUCAGGACCAAAUGACACAUCUAGUGAAACCAGAAUUUACUUGUAUGAGGAUAACAAGCCUGUAGAGGUGGAUGGACCCUUUAAGGGCCGUUUGGCUUGGAAUGGGAGUCAGGACUUGCAGGAUGUCUCCAUUCAAAUCCUAAACGUCUCCUAUAAUGACAGUGGUCUCUAUGAAUGCAAAGUGCACCGCGAAUUUAUGUUCGACUCUUUCAAGCCAUCUGUCAACCUCAUCAAGAACAUCACGUUAAAGGUGAAAGAGAAAGCCAGUGAAGACACCACAGCGCUGUACUCUGAGAUCAUGAUGUAUGUGCUGCUGGUGUUUUUGACCUUCUGGCUGUUAGUAGAGAUGGUUUACUGCUACAGGAAGAUCUCCAAGUCUGAUGAGCAGGUGCAGGAUACAGCGACAAACUACCUAGCCAUUCCUUCUGAGCAGAAAGACAAUCCAGCCGCUCCUGUUACCGAAUAAAAGUGGUUGUCAGUGACACGGUACUGACCAAUCAGGAUGGGGCGUCAGAGUCAUGUGACAGAAACCGGCAAAGGUUACACAACGUCAUCUUUGCCCUUAUGAAGGUAUCAUUACUCCCAGACAGUCAUGAUUCCUGUCAGCCGACCUCCCCUGUAUAUCGACGGCGUCUUGCGAAGAGCCAGUCAAAAAAAUGUUAAAGUGCACUGUUUCUCUCCCUCUUUUCCUCUUUUUUUUUUUUACCUUUGUGCCAGGCAUCAGAAAUCAAGUACUUUCAAUACAACAGGGUACAGAACAACAGUUGAUGUAAUGCUUUUAUCAUCAGCUUCUUUCGGACCUGCCAGUGCUUAGGAUUACUGAACAUUUGAUUAGUAGUGACUUGUGCCUCUGUGAUUUUCAACCUAUAUAAAUGAUAAUAUCUAAGGAAAGAAACUCUCCUUAAGCCUUUUCAACUCAUACUGAUUCUAGUGUUUGGUUCAUUUUAGUUUCAUUCAUUCUUACAAUUUUAUAGACAAUACAUACAUUGUUGGUUUUAUUUGUAUUGGUCUGUACAAUUUUUAUGUAUUUCUAAGGAAAAAUGGAUUGCAUCGCUUUUAUACUGUAUGGAUGUG
Messenger RNA from Sphaeramia orbicularis (orbiculate cardinalfish), 1970 nucleotides. RefSeq names its product sodium channel, voltage-gated, type III, beta (gene scn3b). Gene Ontology annotation, molecular function: sodium channel inhibitor activity; transmembrane transporter binding. The record is from RefSeq and is a predicted model, not a curated record. Gene Ontology annotation, cellular component: voltage-gated sodium channel complex. The coding region runs from base 697 to 1362 and encodes 221 amino acids. The transcript has 6 exons. Gene Ontology annotation, biological process: ventricular cardiac muscle cell action potential; regulation of heart rate by cardiac conduction; regulation of sodium ion transmembrane transporter activity. Lineage: Eukaryota; Metazoa; Chordata; Actinopteri; Kurtiformes; Apogonidae.